AUGUGGGGAUUUGGAGGAAGACAUUAUUGGGGAAGAAAUGAAAGGGGGAAAGUGGAAGGAAUAGUGGUGGUGUUUGCUUGGAUGUCAAGUGAGGACAGGCACUUGAAGAAUUAUGUCGAUCUCUACUCCUCUCUUGGCUGGAAUUCCCUAGUUUGCCACUCCCAAUUCCUCAAUUCAUUCUUUCCUGAAAAAGCUGCAUCAUUUGCACAAGAAAUUGUCUGUGAGCUUGUUCAGGAGCUAAAAAUCAGGCCAUGCCCCGUAGUUUUUGCAUCUUUUUCUGGUGGCCCUAAGGCUUGCAUGUAUAAGGUUCUUCAGAUAAUUGAGGGCAAGUGUGAAGAGCAAGCUAAUGUGGAUGAUUACCGACUAGUUAGAGAUUGUGUUUCUGGCUACAUCUUUGAUUCCAGUCCAGUAGAUUUUACAAGUGACUUGGGUACUCGUUUUGUUCUUCACCCAAGUAUUCUCAAAAUGUCCCGCCCUCCACUCCUAGCAUCAUGGAUUGCAAAUGGUAUCUCUUCCAGUCUGGAUGCACUCUUUCUUGGCAGAUUUGAAUCACAGCGUGCUGAGUAUUGGCAGACUCUGUACUCCACAGUUCGCAUGGGGGCACCAUAUGUCAUUUUUUGCUCAGAAGAUGACGAUCUUGCUCCAAUUCAGAUUAUUUGCAAUUUUGUGCAAAGGCUUAAAGACCUUGGUGCUGAUGUUAAAUUGGUGAAAUGGAUUAACUCAUCUCACGUUGGUCAUUUUCGACAAUUCCCUGUUGAAUACAAGGCUGCUGUGACUGAACUACUUGGAAAAGCAUCUGCAAUUUAUUCCCAAAGAAUACGGCAACUUGAAGGGGAGAAGAUGGGUUUGGAAGGCACACAUUAUGAGAUAUCUAAACCAUUUGGCAAUCUGAAAAAAGCAGCGGCAGGAUCAAAUCGCAGCUUCCAGACUAUUCCACGCGAUUUGAAUGACCAUUUUCUUGUGCCAAGUUCUAUAGAGUAUUAUGAGGAUAGAGACGGUGGUUCUGUGCAGGAUGAACAUAAAGAUCGUUACAUACAUCUAUCGAGCCCACCCAAAAUCAGUGCCCAUGGGGUUCUUGGUCAACUCCUCUUCGACGAAUGUGUCCCAAAGAAUGUCGAAGACUGGGAUCUGAAAUCAUCAUUCUCCUCGAGAGGGGCACCGUUUAUCUCUGGGCGAAGACAUUCUCCCUUCAAUCUGAAAUGCAUUCGCCGCUGUAGAUUAUAA
This is a messenger RNA of Fraxinus pennsylvanica, 1224 nucleotides long. The record is from the annotation of a GenBank genome assembly. NCBI's taxonomy places the organism in Eukaryota, Viridiplantae, Streptophyta, Magnoliopsida, Lamiales, Oleaceae.